This is a messenger RNA of Ctenopharyngodon idella (grass carp), 9457 nucleotides long. RefSeq names its product misshapen-like kinase 1 (gene mink1). Gene Ontology annotation, biological process: protein phosphorylation. The transcript has 32 exons. Lineage: Eukaryota; Metazoa; Chordata; Actinopteri; Cypriniformes; Xenocyprididae. The record is from RefSeq and is a predicted model, not a curated record. Bases 1154 to 5059 code for a protein of 1301 amino acids. Gene Ontology annotation, molecular function: protein kinase activity; ATP binding.
AAAAGGAAAAGUGGCUGGAAAACAGAGUGUUGUGUAUUCUUGCAGAGGAGGGACGUCACAGCCCGACCACAGCAGAAGUAGGAUAGGAUCAUACCAAGACAGGAGAGAGAAGUUAAAUCUGACACAUCAAAACAAACGAGAUUACAGCAAAAGGACAAAGUUGAUUCCCGAGGCGACUCGUUGGCGAAUAUCUGAAUAAUAAUAUUAUUAUGUAUGCAUCGUGACAAGUCGCUGCCUUAAAGGGUCCGGGCUAAAAACAAGGUCCUGUUUAUGAUUUCCCGUUCUUCCCCCUCUCUUUCUCUCCAACAAUUCGGCGGAGGUUUUGCGCACCACCGGGAGGUGCCGCUGACUGACAUCAGGAGGGAAUGAAAGUUUGCCAGGCGGGCGGAAUUUUAUUCGACGUAAACACUUAUUGUUUUUGACACCAGGAACGUGUAUUUCAAUCCGAUAAACAUUGUAGAGACUUUUAAAAACUGUGGACAUUAACUGAGCCGAACUGUAACAUCGAAAGCUACACAGAAAUCCUGUUUAAGGCGUGUGCGUGGGUUGCGCCGUAACAUGACGGCUUCAGUGGCAGAUUGACGCGGAUAUCACGAGCGCCGCUGUUUUGGAGCUCGGCUUUUCACAUACCUUGAAGUUCUGCCUAUUUAUUUAUAUAUUUUGUGAUUUAUACUGCUCGUGUAUAUAUUAUUCUACUGGUUUUGACAGAGGUAGGCUUGGCUUAACUUACGCAGUGCUGCCAAAAUGAGUGUAGAGACGGAGCGCAGUGUGGCACAUCUGAUUCAAGCUCAUGUAAAUGUUGCCAUGCAAUCUUCAGGAUUAUAGGCUCAACCUCAGCCUUUAUCAUCGAUAAAUGCUCGCUAGGCAUUUCUCGAUCGUCUCCGGCUAACACUUGCCUGAAGAACCGGAUCACUUAGCCUUAAAGAACCCUUUGUUUUCCGAUAAAGAAGAAACAAACAUUUUAUGGUCAGAAAUCCUGCAGCUGUUGUCAGUUAAACUGGUCGCGGCGGGGACAAGACAAAUGUUUCUCGGGGGACCUCACAAGUUUUUCUGAACUGUCCCUUGAAAGAAGCAUACUAAUAAAAUAAUACCGCGGUCGUAGCUGCAGUUUUGGAGUACGUAUCUUGAAUUUCCUUCUGAAAUCGUUGCAAAAAUGUCAGAAAACGCACCUACGCGGAGUCUGGAUGACAUCGACCUGGCCGCCCUGCGGGACCCAGCAGGAAUCUUUGAGCUGGUGGAAGUCGUGGGCAAUGGCACCUACGGACAAGUGUACAAGGGUCGUCAUGUUAAGACGGGUCAGCUGGCGGCCAUAAAGGUCAUGGAUGUGACUGAGGAAGAGGAGGAGGAGAUUAAAGCUGAGAUUAACAUGCUGAAGAAGUACAGUCACCAUAGAAACAUUGCCACCUACUACGGAGCCUUCGUCAAGAAGAGUCCGCCUGGACACGAUGACCAGCUCUGGUUGGUGAUGGAGUUUUGUGGCGCCGGCUCGGUGACAGACUUGGUGAAGAACACAAAGGGCAACUCUCUGAAAGAAGACUGGAUCGCUUAUAUCUGCAGAGAGAUACUGAGAGGUCUGUCUCACCUCCAUACUCACAAAGUCAUCCACAGAGACAUCAAGGGACAGAAUGUACUGCUUACAGAGAAUGCAGAGGUUAAACUCGUGGAUUUUGGGGUGAGCGCACAGUUGGAUCGUACAGUCGGCAGAAGAAACACUUUCAUUGGCACUCCCUACUGGAUGGCCCCAGAAGUCAUUGCCUGUGAUGAGAAUCCUGACUCCACAUAUGAUUACAGGAGUGAUAUCUGGUCUUUGGGAAUCACCGCUAUAGAGAUGGCUGAAGGAGCACCGCCGUUGUGUGACAUGCAUCCUAUGCGAGCUUUGUUCCUUAUCCCACGGAACCCUCCUCCUAAACUGAAGUCCAAGAAAUGGUCUAAGAAGUUUAUUGACUUCAUCGAGGGUUGUCUGGUGAAGUCAUAUCCAAGUCGUCCAUCCACAGAACAGCUCCUGAAGCACUCGUUCAUCAGAGACCAGCCCACUGAGAGACAGGUCCGCAUCCAGCUCAAAGAUCACAUCGACCGCACACGCAAGAAACGCGGCGAAAAAGAGGAGACUGAAUACGAGUACAGCGGUAGUGAUGAAGAGGAUGAGAACAGAGGAGAUGAGAGAGAAUCCAGCUCUAUUUUGAAUGUUCCUGGUGAGUCGACAUUGCGGAGGGAUUUCCUGCGGCUGCAGCAAGAGAAUAAGGAGCGUUCAGAGGCCUUAAAACGACAGCAGGCGCAGCUCGCCGCUCAGCGCAGAGACCCUGAGGAGCACAAACGCCAGCUGCUGCAUGACCGGCAGAAACGGAUAGAGGAGCAGAAAGAACAGAGGCGUCGCUUAGAGGAGCAACAGAGGAAGGAGAGAGAGAUGGUGCGGCAGCAACAGGAUAAAGCUCCUCACCGGAGACUCGAUGACAUGAGACGAGAGGAGGACAGGAGGAUGGCAGAGAGAGAGCAGGAGUUUAUAAGACAUAAGUUGGAGGAAGAACAGCGGCAGUUAGAGAUACUGCAGCAACAAUUACUGCAGGAGCAGGCAUUGCUAAUGGAAUAUAAGCGUAAACAGCUGGAGGAGCAGAGACAGUCGGAGAGACUUCAGAGACAGCUGCAGCAGGAGCACGCGUACCUCGUCUCACUGCAGCAGCAGCAGCAACAAGACAAGAAACCACAGAUGUACCACUACAGCAAGAACCUAGAGAACAACAAACCAGCCUGGGCUAGAGAGGUUGAGGAGCGCAGUAAACUGAACAGACAGGGCUCUCCCAAAAUCUGCACUACAGUCUCUGACACCAACAUCCAGUCCCGUUCAGAAUCUAUCAGCCAAUCAGGAGCUUCACAGACUCCACCUAUGCAGAGACCUGUAGAACCACAGGGUGGGCAAGGAAAGUUCCAGAUGGCCCACCUGGUGCCGUUAAAACCAUAUGCCGCUCCUGUCCCUCGCUCUCAGUCUCUUUGCGAUCAGCCCACUAAGACCAUGUCCGCCUUCCCCACCCAGGAUCCCUCUCCCACACCCACACCUCGUCCUCUACACUCCAGAGAACUAGUCCGUCAAAACUCUGACCCCACCUCAGAGACCCCCGCCCCUCAGUCUCGACCAAUGAGAGAUGACCGGGGACCCUGGAUCCGUCUUCCUGAGAUUGAACAACCUCCUAAAAUUCCUCAGAGAACAGCCUCCAUAGCCACUGCACUGAACACAAAUCUCUCCUCCGGUAUCAGGCACCCAGUCCGAGCAAGUAAUCCUGAUCUGAGUCGCAAUGAGCGCUGGGAGAGAGGAGACAGCAUGAGCAUCAUGUCCAACCUGCCACAGACCGGCUCUCUCGAGAGACACCGCAUACUCAGCUCGUCCAAGAUGGAUUCCUCCCCCACCCUCUCUCAUGACGGCCGACACAAACCAGGAGAAUCCCGAACCUCAUCAAGGCCCAGCAGGCCAGCGAGCUAUAAGAGAGCAAUAGGAGAGGACCAUGGCCUGUACUCUAAGGAGCGGGCAGAGGAGCAGCCGCGGCCCCCGGUGAAGGCUAAUGACUACUCCUCUUCCUCAGAAAGCAGUGAAAGCAGUGAAGAGAGUGAGAGUGGAGAGGGAGCAGAAGAGGAAAGCCCUACUGACCGCCCACGUGAUGCAGAUUCUGACUCUGUAAACACUAUGGUGGUCCAUGAGGAGGAGGAAGGUGAAGGAGGAGAUGAAGAACGUGCUGGAGGAUAUGGAGACCAAACCAUGCUUGUACAGAGGACCCCAGAGAAGCGUAGUCAUAAUGGAUACACCAACCUGCCUGAUGUGGUUCAGCCCUCCCACUCUCCCACGGACUCGGCCUCCCACUCUUCUCCUGGGAAAGACUCUGCCUAUGAUUAUCAGUCCAGGGGAUUGGUGAAGGCCUCUGGAAAGUCCUCUUUUACUACUUUUGUGGACCUAGGAAUGUACCAACCAUCAGGGGGCACAGGAGAUAACAUGUCUGUUGGAGGUCUGGGCUCUCGUUUUGAGCAGCUGAAGCUGGAGGUGAGGAAAGGCUCUAUGGUCAAUGUCAAUCCCACCAACACUCGUCCAGUUAGUGACACUCCUGAAAUCCGCAAAUACAAGAAGAGAUUCAACUCUGAGAUACUCUGUGCUGCUCUCUGGGGUGUGAAUCUGCUGGUAGGGACAGAGAACGGUCUGAAGCUGCUGGAUCGAAGUGGCCAGGGUAAAGUUUAUCCACUGAUCAACUCACGCAGGUUUCAGCAGAUGGACGUUCUGGAGGGACUGAACCUCCUCAUCACUAUAUCAGGCAAGAAGAAUAAGGUGCGUGUGUAUUAUCUGGCCUGGCUGAGGAAUAAAAUCCUCCAUAAUGACCCAGAGGUGGAGAAGAAACAGGGCUGGACCACUGUAGGGGAAAUGGAGGGCUGUGUCCACUACAAAGUGGUGAAAUAUGAAAGGAUUAAGUUUCUGGUUAUUGCUCUGAAGAAUGCGGUGGAGGUUUACGCCUGGGCUCCCAAACCUUACCACAAAUUCAUGGCCUUCAAGUCAUUUGGAGACCUGCCACAUAGGCCUCUGUUGGUUGACCUCACAGUGGAAGAGGGUCAGAGGUUAAAAGUCAUCUAUGGGUCAUGUGCUGGCUUCCAUGCCAUUGACGUCGACUCUGGAAACAACUAUGACAUCUACAUUCCUGUACAUAUCCAGUCACAGGUGAUUCCUCACGCCAUUGUAUUCCUGCCCAAUUCAGAUGGGAUGGAGAUGCUGUUGUGUUAUGAGGAUGAGGGUGUUUAUGUCAACACGUACGGACGCAUCAUUAAAGAUGUUGUGCUGCAGUGGGGAGAAAUGCCCACAUCAGUGGCCCACAUUUGCUCUAAUCAGAUUAUGGGCUGGGGAGAAAAAGCCAUUGAGAUCCGUUCUGUUGAGACGGGACACCUUGAUGGAGUCUUCAUGCACAAGAGAGCUCAGAGGCUUAAGUUCCUGUGUGAAAGAAAUGACAAGGUGUUUUUUGCGUCAGUACGUUCUGGCGGCAGCAGUCAGGUCUACUUUAUGACCCUCAACAGAAACUGCAUUAUGAAUUGGUGAAAGAGCUGCCACAUAAACAUAAAUUCUGCUGUGUGCACACAUACAAACACUGAAGAGAGAGAGUCCACACACACAACUACACCCACAUACAUUCUCACACUGUGUAAAUACACAAACAAACCUACAGAGAUAACACACACAGAGUUAUUUACUUCACAUCUUCCUGAAGACACUCCUUCACCAUUCUCCUGUGAUCUCUGAGCCAACUGUACAAGGCGUGCGUGUGUCUGCCGUGAGCGCACUGCUGACCUCAAUGUUGUGUUCAUCUUAUUAUGGGUUAGCUUUCAGCUCACUGGGGCCAACGUUCCUCUCCACUAAUAUUUCUGACGUUUUUAGGACCAGACGAAAAGGAUAACUGUACAUUAUUCUACUAGAAAUGUGUGUAAACUACAAGAGUCGUUCAAUUGUUGCACGUCUUGUGACGCUGCAGCAGUGGUGUGUGUGUGUUUGAGAGACUUUAUAAGCUACUUUGAGCAGCAGAAACAACUUGAAACUCCAGUGGUGUGAGAUGGUACUGCAACAUCUGUAAUUUUCCAUUUCCACUGUAUAGUGUAGUAGUCGUUUGUUAUUGGUUGCAUUCAGAGUUUCAGAUAAAAGUGAUAUGUUUUCUUUCAACAAGUAGAAGUUUAGAAACUGAUUUAAAAAUCUGAGUUUUAACAUAUUCUAAAAUGGCUUCCCUUCCGAAUGAGGGAAGGUUUUCACUUUCUUGAUGUAUAAACAAUAAUCUGACGCCUAUGUCACCAAACUGUUUGUUCGAUGGAAACGUUGGUGACCGCUUACGAAGCAGAAUCUAGCAUUUUACUUUUUCCACUAGUCAGCUGGUGAGACCAAGUCGCCCACAAUGGAGCAACAGUCUCUGGUUUCGCUUUUCAAAGCACUUUUUUUUUUUUUCUUUCUAUGUGAGAAGUAUCAUCAUAUAUACUACAGUUUAAUAUUCUCCGUAUGUAAACGUAUUUGGUAUUAUUCCUACUUUUAUUAUCUGCUGUUCUAUAGCUGUUCUAUUGCAAUACGUGCUGUGUGCUCGUUCUUGUUCGAAGUUUUAUGAGGGAGUUUCUCUUGGGUUAUUCUGAUUUUAGGUAGGAAGAUACAGUAAGUUACUCCGGAUAUGAUUGAAAGCACUUUUUGGCAGCAUAAACGUAUAGUUCAGUUGUCACAAUGUAAAUUGUACAUAGCAGCCAUGAUCGUAUUUAGAUAAGUCUCAUUUGUAUUCAGUAGGCACAUGAUUUUUUUUUAGGAGCUCAAUCACUACACGACUGCGUAAUACACUUGAGAGUGAUUUGAUAACUGAGUCGUGUUUGUGCUGUCAAAAUUGCUUAUGGAAAGUGUAGUUUUUUUUAGGCAGGCUUGUAGUUCAUCAGGGACGUGUGCAUUUGAUCAGACUUUUUUUGUUUAAUAUUUGGACCCCACCAUUUUUUAGCAACAGAAACGUCAUGCUUAAGACAAGGACUUGGGUGGAUCGGAGCAAGAAUAUUCUUUUGUUUAUUUAACAGUGUGCAAACGAUCCGUGUGUGUGUUUGUAUGUGUGUGAGUGUCUCAGUGGGAAAUAUUAAUCAGUAAGAUACAGUAGGAUCAGUAUAAAGCAAUAGUUUAAGGAUUAGUGACGGGUUUACGCCUGGUGUUACUGUCUCCAGCUCUGCAAUACUAGACCAGAGAUUAUUCUCAAGCUUUUCACUCAUUUCCAUGCAGAUAAUCUACAUUUACACGAAUAGAAUACCUUCACAAUCUAGACUAUUUGACAAAGUUGGUAUUAUAUUAUAUCACUGUAACAAGUUUGUGUACUCUAAUCACAGAAAUAUUUGACGCACUUUGGUCCUUCCUGAACAUUUUUCUAGUUAUUCACGCUAAAUGAUUUUUAGCACUGAUUUGUAAAGUAGCUUGUGGUGGCACAAUCAUCAUCGGUUACCUAAUUGUCCCUCCCCUCCCUCCGGACUUAUUGGCUGCUGUCGCACAGUCUAGACGACCACUAAAUGCCGAUGACACAUUCAGCCAGUCAUCAUUUAACAUUGCGGCGCAACACUUCAGACAAAUAAUUAUAAAUAGUUGCGUUUUCAAAGAGAGGCGAAGACUAAUAGUUAGAUUUUUCAUCAUCUGUAGGUGAGCAGAAUCAAACUGAACUUGAACACUACUGUGCCAUUAUGACUGAUUCACUCUCUCGGAGACUUAUUUCAUUUGUUCUCGGCCCUCAUCUCUUACUUGCUAUAGAACUUAAGCAUUUUCUUGCUUAGUAAAUCAAACUGCCAUGUUUACUGAAAUAACAGUGCCUUGGAUUAGGGUUGGGUGCAUUUGAUUGAUUGUGUGCAUGUGUGCGUGAGAGAGCAUGUGAUUGUUUCAAUAAGAACUGAAGUUCAGGGAAGAGAAAAGUCCAGUGCGCAGUUAUAGGUCUCGUGCCAACAAAGUGCACUUAAACUGACAAUAGCCAGAGCACCAAGACAGGCUCCUCUCACUCUUUUUAGCACAAAGCCAUGCCAUAUAGAGUUCAUUCCUCCAGAUUGAAGGCAGUGCGUUCCUCCGCAGUAUUUAGAUGUUUAUUUAACACCAUAUUACAGUUCAAACACCCUACAGUUACAUGACACGAUGAGCUCUUUGUUCCAAAGUGUGUGAUUGUGAGGCUUGUAGCUCCCAUUUCAGUGGCUAUAUCAUUUUGCCAAACAGGGAAAGCCACUUGUUUUCAUGCCGGAGGUUCACAAAAGGUUCGGGUUGUCAUGGUGAGGAGCUGCUCACAUGCUUGUGAUGUAACAGUCCCCGGCAUCCCAAGAGCUCUUGGAAUUUGCUGAGAUUUUGCCUUUAUGCUUAACAGUAAAUGUGUAUAACAGCGUUCACGCUAAUGGAUUGACUGAAUUUAUGUUUUUAUAGCAGAAUUAUGAUAUAAUAAAGAACAGAAUAAAAAUAGAGGGGAAAUAUAAAUUUAUAAAUUAGAUAGAAGAGUUUAUAUUUGGAUUACCAUGGCCUGUCAGGAUGAAGGGAAAUGAAAGGAGGAAGUGUGUGUGUGUGUGUGUGUGUGUGUGUGUGUGUGUGUGUGUGUAUAUAUAUAAAAAAUAUAUAAUCCCUGAAUUUUUCUUCUUCUUUUUGACCUAAAUAGAUGUGAAUUGACCAAAAAAAUUUAAUGACUGUAACCUUAUCAGUAGAAAUGGCUAAACAAUUGCAUUGAUAUAUGUAACAGCGUCUUUUGGAGCACAAAGCAUCUCCCUGUCGAGCUGUACAUUCAGCUAGACUCGUCUCUCUCUCUCCCCUCCUUUUUCCCAGCGAGUGUUAUAAAAGAGAGCGUGUGGGUGUGCGACUGUGCAUGUGUGAAUAGGAGAGCUAUUUUUGCGUGUAUAUCCGCGUGUGUGCUGUUCAUUAUUCCCUCAGAGGAAAGAGAGCGGGGGGAGAAAAAACAAGACCAGUCGAAAGCUAUUGAGGACCAGCAUGGUCAAACAUACACACGUCAUCACUGGACUCAAGCCACAGAUGCGACUCCUGUCAUGUUUGUAACGACGACCAAAUUAAACAUUUUUAGUCAUUUUGCAGCAACUGACCACAGUCCUGAUCUCGUACAAAAGCUCGUAUUGAAAUCUCACAUGUCAGGGGUUGUUUUGAAGGUACACGUUGUUGGCUUUAUUGCAGACGUUAUUGAAUGUAAUCAGUUUGUGUUAUUCUGGUUUAUUAAACUGAUCUGUUGGAUUGAAGGCUUGUAAGAGUUUUACAGAAUCCAUGGUUUAGGUGCACUUGUACAAAUGAUAGUUUACACUCCAUCCCCUUCCUAGAGUCUGCAACAGAUUUGAACAAAUGUUUAUCAUUAAAUGCCCAGUCUCUUUUAUAUCCACCAAGAGCAUAAUUUUAAACCAGUCAGUCUUUAAAAAGCUAGACCAGGUCAUGUGUGUAGCGAUCUUAGAGAGACGUGGAGCUGUCUGGUUUUCGUUUUAAGGCCUUUACUGCUGUGUUUGAGAUAUUUAUCUACUCUACGUGCUAUUAGCACUAUGCUAACAAGUGGCAUUUCUCUUGUCGUUCUCUAGUAAUACAAAAUUUAAUCCCUUAGCUGAUUUUUGUAAAAUAUUUACUACUCCAAAGAGAAAGAGUUCAUCAGUUGUAGUUCUUUUACUUUGUGUUUUUGGUUCAAUCUCAUAGCAGUAGCCAGGAGAGGUUAAAGGUUGGUUUUGGAGGUCUUGACAAAGUUGAUCCUCUGUGAUGGGUUGAUUAUUAUUCUUUUCAUUUACUUUAAAAAAAAAAAAAAAAUGUUUUGUUUCAGGAAAAAAAGUAGAUGUUUCAGACAUUUUUAGUGUUUCUGUUUAGGAAAAGGAAUGCUUCAGAUGAUUUCAUGAACAGAUGAUUUUAAGUCUUAAAGAUUGAAUGCAUUCAUAUGUCUGUAAUGUCUCAAUACAGCAUUAUUUGAGAAUUAAAAUAACUUGAUCUCUGUUACAA